Molecule: messenger RNA, 1235 nt
Organism: Cladocopium goreaui
Lineage: Eukaryota; Dinophyceae; Suessiales; Symbiodiniaceae
Source: the annotation of a GenBank genome assembly
UUGGGCCGCGCCCGAUGUGUUGGAAAAAUGGGACGCGUGACGGCCAUCGCUCGCUCGGUGAUGUCGGUCACGGGGGUGACGGCGCGGGGCGCGAAGCUGAACCGCAGCAAGAUCUGUCGCAAGGUGGCCUUUCCUCUGCUGGCCUCGGUGCUGUCGGGUGGAGUGGCCGCGGCCUUGAAAGGGCUGCAGACCUAUGUGGACGAUGACGACUGGAUUGAGGAAAACUUGUUCUUCGACAGCACAGCCUAUGGAAGUUUCGGCACCUGCAUGAGUUUCAUGAUGGUCUUCCGCACUGCGCAGUCCUACACCCGUUACUGGGACGGCAUUGAUAUGGUCUACGGCAUCAUGGGACAUUGGUUCAACGCGGCCAGCAACACUUUAGCCUUCACGCGCUGCUCCAAAGUCAAGGCCGAGGAGGUUGAGAACUUUCGCAGGCUGGUGGUGCGGCUCUUCAGCCUGUUGAACUGUUUGAUGCUACGGGAGUUGGAGGGACAAGAGGUGCAUGCCGAGAGCGGUCUGAAGUUCCCAGUGCUGGACCCACGUGGCAUCGAUCAGCAGACGCGAGCGCACUUGCUCAACAUGAAGUCCCACAGCCGGCCAGAACAGGUCUUCCAAGCCAUCAGCAAAGUGGUGGUGGAGGCGCAGCAAAACGGCAUCAUCGCCUCGCCUCCGCCCAUCGUGGGGCGCAUUCAUCAGGAGAUGGGUCUGGGGAUGACGAAGCUGCAGAACGCCAUGAAGUUGGCUUCAGUGGACUUUCCGGCGCCCUACAACUUGGCCAUCGUGGCCUUGCUGAGCGUCCACAUGUUGCUGACCCCCGUGGCCGUGAUCGCCUGGGCGAAGACAGUGGCCUUCAGCGGUUUUUUCAGUUUCGUCUUAGUCUUUUGCAUGUUCGGUUUGAUGCAGUUGGCCGCUGAACUGGACAAUCCCUUCCGCGACUCGGGCUUUGGCUUCGACAAGGACCUGGUCCAGCAAAAACUCAACAAAGCCUUGGUGACCAUUCUGCUUGAGGAGAGGAGACCCGUUGCCCACCUGAGCAGCAGCGCGGACUUGAUCGGCGCGACGGAUUUGGAAGUCAUCCAGGCGCGGAUGGAGCAGUCAGUCUAUGAGCGCAACAGCAUGACCAGUAUGAUCUCAGUGAUGCCCAACCAGGUCCCAGAGGAGAGUGAUGUACCGCACGACGUCAAAACAGCCUGGUGAGUUGCACGGACCAACAGGCGGCACAUGAUGAUGAAAAU